AUAUUAAUGUAAAAAAACAAACAAAUAAUUGUUUUAUGUGGCUUUAAAUGACUGUGAGAGAGGACGUCUCUGUUGCUAAAUGUUGGAUUAGCAAAUACAAUGUGACCCUUGUAUCCCACAGCUGUCAUGGCUCCCAGCUUGGUGCAGGCCUACCGGAGGAGGUGGUGGAUGGCCAUCACGGCCAUCGUGGAGAACUUGCUCUUUUCUGCCGUCCUCCUUGGCUGGGGCUCGCUGCUCAUCAUGCUGAAGAACGAGGGCUUCUACUCUCACCUUUGUGUCGAAAAUGAGACCACUGGCACAAAUGGGACUUCCCCUGAAAGCAGCGGUUGGAGGAGCUGCGUGGAGCAGGAGGAGAUGUUAAACCUUGGCUUCACCAUUGGCUCCUUCCUCCUGAGUGCAGCCACCUUCCCGCUGGGGAUCCUGAUGGACAAAUUUGGGCCACGCCCACUAAGACUCAUUGGCAGCUCAUGCUUUGCAGCCUCCUGCGCCAUGAUGGCCGCGGCUGCGUACGACCCUGAAGUGCUAUCCGUCCUCAUCUUCUUGGCCGUCUCCUUCAAUGGAUUUGGAGGAAUCUGCCUGACCUUCACCUCACUUACACUGCCUAACAUGUUCGGGAAUGUGAGAUCAACCAUCCUCUCCCUGAUGUUUGGCUCUUAUGCCUCGUCAGCGGUCACCUUUCCCGGGGUCAAGCUGAUUUAUGAUCUGGGCGUGUCCUUUCGGCUCAUCAUGUGGACCUGGUCCGGCCUGGCCUGCGUGGUCUUCCUCAACUGCUUUCUGAACUGGCCCGGCGAGUCUUUCCCGGCCCCCGAAGACGUCAGAUACAAUAGUAAAAGGGUGAGGCUGAACCGCAUUGUGAUGGAUGAUAGAAAGACUGGGGAUAGGUAUAUCUCCCAUGUAACUGUUAUGGAACCCACCAUGGGAACAAGUCGACCAGAAUCCAGGCACGGAGACACCCAGAAUACAUCCAAGGCCUCAGUGCCGCUCUGUCAUUCCGUGUGCUCUCCGAUCUUUCUGUGGAGCGUCGUCACCACGGCCAUCACCCAGCUGAGGUUGAUGUUCUUCAUGGGUGCCAUGAAUAAGAUGUUGGAGUUCCUGGUCACCCACGGCGACCCCCACCCCUCAGAAGAGCUGGAAAAGGAAGUGGAGGAGCAAGUUGGUUUCUACUCGUCCGUUUUUGGUACGUUGCAGCUGCUAUGUCUGGUGACCUGUCCUCUGAUUGGUUACAUUAUGGACUGGAGGAUGAAGGAGUGUGAGGAGGAAAAUGCGACCACACAAACCAGCCAGAGGUAUCCGGCCAACCACUUUGGGACACUGACAGGUCUGCAGUCUAUGAUCAGUGCCGCUUUUGCGCUGCUCCAACAACCACUGUUCGUAGUGAUGGUGGGGCAUCUGAAUGGAGAUCCUUACUGGGUGAGGAGCACCGAAUCACACAUUCAUUUCGAAUACACACCCAGGCAAAAGUACCACGAUGUGUACCCAAAUAAAGUCGAUGGAACGGCUCUGGAAGAGAUCAAUGUGGGCCUCCUCGUCCUCUCCCUGGUUGGGUUCCUGUCCCCGGGGUAUCUGUUUUAUCACCGUAGAAACCUGAUCAGGGAAAAGGCAGAUCGAGAUUUCGCGACCGCGAGCCUGCAAGACGGUGAAACUCCCAAAAGCCAGGCCAAUGGGCUCCCACAGUACGCCCAGAUCCCCAAUGGGGACACUGCUUAAAUGGGGAAAUGGCUGGUUUCUCUAACAUUUUGGACAUACGCAGGCCCUCUCAUUCCAAAGACACUUGGACACUUCAAAUGAAACCUAAACGCAAAGCAAAAUUAAGGUUUUAUUCUGUUUUCAAUUUCAGAUAAACUAAUUGAACUGAGCCAGUCAUAGUAACACAUUAAUAAGGCUUAAAAUGAAAGAUGAAUUAAGACCUCUGGAUUAAAAGAAUAAUAAUUCUAUCAUGUGAUCAGGCCUGCUUUUACUGAUGAUUCUACAAAAUAUAAGAAAUGAGGGACCACUAUAGAAUCUCAGCAUUUUAUAACUAAAUCCAGUAACUUCAGUUAUCUGUUCACAGCAAACAAUCAACUAAAAACUCGCUUUUAUGAAGAUACCCAUUUUUUAAUGUUGAUUAUUCUAUGUUAUGCGCUUUAGUUUAAUUGUAAAUCAUUCAUGAUUAUAAAACCAGCUGCUUAUCCUGACAAAGCUACACAACUGUGACCAUUUUGAAAAGAUUUACUUUGUGACAAGACAUCCAAAGAGGACUUAGACAUCUUUUAGGCAGAAGACUCGCUUUUUGUAACGAACAAAAACGGGCAGGCAGGAUACAGAAACGCUGGAUUAAAUUCACUGAUGGCUCGUAAUAAUCUACCACUAGUGACUGGACUGAGAGCUGGUCAGAGGUGCCAGUGGAUCUGGUGAAAGCUGACCAGGACUAGUGCCAAGAUCAUGACACUUUUAGAUAUAAUUUGAAGCAACAAAAGCUGCAACAUAUCAAUGUCCUUAUAUAAAGAACACGGCAGAUGUUUACGAUAAACAGUAAAUUUGAUAUUUAUUAAACUUUCUGUAUAUUUUGUACUUCAAAGCCACAGACUAAGAACCAAACCAUAUAUUAAAUGAUUUUCAUGACGUGACUUUUUUUCCCCCACAAUUUUUUAAGGUGUUAUUGAGAACUAUGAAACACCACUUCUAGUCCGAGCCCUAUUUUGAAAAUGCAAAAACGAUAAAGAUAUUUCUCCAGUCAAACCAAAAUCACUAGUUAAUCUACAGAUCUAAGGGCCAUUUAGUUCAGCAGUGAAUUAAUGUAAUUCAAAUAGGCUAUUUAACCAAAGAUGUAUAUGCAUAACUUUGUAAAUUAUGAAAAUUAGACAUAGACUUAAUUUAACCUUUUUCUGUAAUAUUACCCAGUAAUCUAUUUUUUUUUCCAUUGGGUUCUUAUAAUCCUCUGAGGCUAACUCUUCAUUAAACCUCUUUUAGCCCACUUUCCUCUGAUUUUGCUCCCAUUUGAAGGCCGGUCAAUGAGCAGCAACACCGAAUUCUGAAUGCCCUGGUCUUAACUGACCAGGCCAGUCUUCCUGUUACUGCAAUCAACCCUUAGCACUGUAAUGUGAAAUUCUAAAUCGGUUGAAAAUAAACAGCCAUUACAACUAUUUGGUGAUAUGGGUGAAAGGCAUUGGACCCACAGGCAUCACAUUUAAUUUUUAUUAUUCAAUGGUCAUUUUAGAAUAAGAAAAUAGUCUUAUUUAUUCCCCCAGUGUUUUGUCUAUUUUUUGACAAACUGUGCAGGCACAGACCUUCUUAGAGUAGUGAAAAAUAGAGAGUUAUAUAAAGACUUGUGUUAACGUUAAGGAGUAAAUACAAAGAAAGAAGUUGAUGAUUUGAAGAGUAUACAACUUAUAAAGCAGACAGAAUUAUUUUAUAAAGUUCUUUAUUGUGAGUAAAGCCUAAUUCAGGCUUAAAGCACAAAGUCGUUUCUAGUAAAAUAUGAGACUAUUGAACUUCUAUUAUCUUAAUGAAAUCAAUUGCAUUAUUAAUAUACAUAAAUGAGUUAUAACACAUUAUAAUGAUGUUAUAACAUAACGAUUUCGGUAGGUCCAUUUUUGUUUCCGCUGUGAUAGAUGUUCUUCAAGACUUGUUUUACUUUGGCUGACUUGUUUUACGUGGAAUGCAUCACAGUGUGUAAUUGCUGCUUUUGUGUCCUGUAUGUCAUGUGUUCUUUUUCUUUUUUUGGAUUAAUUUAUGUAUUUAUUUUUGGUUCUCUGAUAGAGAUCUUAGCCAGUUUACAGCAGCAUGAAUAACUUUUUGGCACCAUAACUGACACAGGUGAAAAAAGAAGUACAGAUAAAUGGUUACAGGUAUGUACAUAAAAAAUAACAAGCUAUAAUAUUGAAAUGUAAUAUAAGAGACUAAGCACCUUUGAUUUCUGUUAACUCUAUCAGUCUGGAUAUUUAAAUUGUAGAGUAUGACCUGAGUUUUUAAAGCUGUAAAAUGUGAAGUGAC
Messenger RNA from Menidia menidia (Atlantic silverside), 3972 nucleotides. Lineage: Eukaryota; Metazoa; Chordata; Actinopteri; Atheriniformes; Atherinopsidae. The record is from the annotation of a GenBank genome assembly.